This is a messenger RNA of Gamsiella multidivaricata, 351 nucleotides long. RefSeq lists its product as uncharacterized. Bases 1 to 351 code for a protein of 116 amino acids. The record is from RefSeq and is a predicted model, not a curated record. The transcript has a single exon. NCBI's taxonomy places the organism in Eukaryota, Fungi, Mortierellomycota, Mortierellomycetes, Mortierellales, Mortierellaceae.
AUGUCCAUCGAAUUUUCAAGUACAGUGGUAACAGAUGCCAUAUCCACCAACAUUGUGUACUCUGGGAUGGAAGAAGACUGGGCGAUAAAACCCUUGAUGGAAGAUAGUGAGGUAUUUGCGGAAGUGUUGGUUCAGUACGGACGGUCUUUGGAUACAUUGUGCAUACACUGUGCGUUUGGCGACAAUAUGGCAGUAGUUCUGGAUAUGGUCUUGGAUAAACAGGACUCCGCGAUCACUUCGUUGCGGUUGACCUCGAGGUUGCUGGCGAAUGUUGGACUAGAGUGCAUGGGUAGAAUCAUUGAGAGGUUACAUAACCUAACACAUCUCAGGAUCGUUGCUAAUGAGCUGUAA